AUUCAGACGUAGGAGCGAAGUGGCUCCCGCACAUCCACGGGCGUCAUGCGGCUAAAACGGCUCCGUUUGAUCAGAUCCACCGUAUUUAAAACGAGGAGCCACAACACAUUAAUCCAAUCGCCUCCAGUUCCAACUGUGACGCGAUAAUAAACCAGUCUCCGCCUCGGCUGGAGGACGUGUUGGCAGCUACAACCUGAGACGCAGUGAUGGACAGGGACACGUUCACAAAGGCCACAUUCUUUGGUACGCGUUAAAGCGCAGCCGUCGACGGAGCGUCGGACCUGAAGCGCUGAGACGUCGCGUCCUCAACGGGAUUCCUCGGACGCGGCUUCCUGUCGCGUCCUCCUCCAGAUAUGAGCCCGCGUCUCCUCCUCGGGCUCGGCCUGCUGCUCUGUGGGUGGCCCGCGGUCAGCGGCCUGUUUGAGUGGUUGAGGCGGCCAGAGGCGCCGGAGGCUGCGGCGGCCGCGUCCCCGCCGGCGGCCGCUCCAGGACGUCCGCGGAAGGACGCGCGCUUCGAGAUGGCCACCGCCGAUGAGACGUUUCUGGCCGAGGCCAAGCACGUGGAGCUGAGUGUGCUGGACACAUGUCAUCACAGGGUGGUGGCGGAGCUGCGGACGAACUGUGACAGUCUGUCAGAGGAGCAGCUGGCCAAGCUGGGGGUGCUUCUGUUCAACUGCCAGGCGGAGGUGGAGGGCCGCCGCACGUUCGCGUGCACCGAGGACAUGACCAUCAAAGAGUGCACCACUGACAUGGACGCGGACACGUGGAACGCCUACCACAUCGUGAGCAACCGCGCGCGCUCCGUCUGCUACGCGACUCGCCAGCAGCUCUUUCGGCGCCGCGCGGAGCAGACGGUGAACGCUCUGAUCUCCACGGCCAGCAGCCAGCUGGAAGCGAUGCGGGACCUGAAGGAGGGUCAGCUGGAGCUGCGCGACCUGACCGCAGCCUCUCUGCACGAGCUGCUGGAGGGACACGGCGCCCUGCAGGCGCAGCAGGGGGCGCUGGGCCGCGGCCAGGAGCAGCUGGAGUUCUCCCUGAGGGACAACCUGCAGCGUCUGAGUGAGGAGAAGGCGCUCAUCGCCUCCGGACAGGAGCUGGUAGCUCAGCUCAUUGUGGGCAUCACCCAGAGAAUGGAGAAUGUGAGUGACCUGAUGCAGGUCCAGGGCUCGGAGGUGCAGCACAGCCACAGGGCGAUUGUUCAGGACCUCGCAGAUGUUCGACACCAGGCUCAGGACAUCUAUGAGAAAAUAGACCACAGCAUGUCGGAGUUCCUGCAGUACCAGGACCGGACCUCGCAGUACUACUCGGACCUGAUGACCAAGCUGCAGCGCAUGAACAGCACGCUGGGCGUCCUGCUGCACUACCUGGACAGCAUGCAGAGCCGCGUGGACGAGCGGCUGCGCGUGAUCCAGGGCUACCUCUGCUGGGCGGGUCUGAGCCUCACGGCCUUGUGGACGUGCGUGGCUCACACAGGCUUCCUGCUGCUGGGCGCCGUGCUGCUGAGCUUCCUGCGCUGCCAGAGCUUCUCCCGGGUGGCGCUGCUCUGCACCGUGCCGCUGAACGCCGUGGCCGAGCUCAACCAGCAGCCGGCGCUGGACCUGCGCGGCCUCAGCCUGCUGCUGCUGGCGCUGUCUCUGGGUCACUGGUCCAUGAACCGGUUCUUCGCCUGGUUCUCCCGGAUCAGAGGGAACCCGGCUCCUCCAGCAGCGCUGCGUCACAACGUGGAGCCGCAGAAGCGGGACCCGUCGCACCGUUCAUAUCCACAGUUCUCUACGCCUCAGAAGAAAGAGAAGGACGGCGUUAUGGAGCAAGAAGAGCUGAACCAGCACAGCUUCAUAUCAGACCUGGGCGUCUCUCUAGUGUCGCCGUCUCACAAGAAACCAGUUCCAGAGUCGGGGUUCAUGCCUGUGGUGGGUGCAGCCGCUCGCGGGCUCACAGGGGCUCUUCUUGAUGACAACUCCCCGAGGAACCUGGGAAGCGUUUUUGAUGUGGUGAAUGACUCCCGUGACUUUGUACGGGACUUUCGAAGUCCCACGCCGUCCAUCAGCAACAGCUCUCUGUCAGGCCGGCAGCUCUGCAGCGGUAUCACAAAAACAGGGAAGGCCUGUAAGAAGAGAGCGGUGCCGGGACAGGAGUUCUGCCACGUCCACGAAGGAGGACACUCCUCCUACGUUCACUCCUGAAAACGUCCUACUUGAAAGUGCUCUCACCUGUUUGUGUCUUUGUUAAACCGUCUGCUUGCUUUUAAGUUUAAACUGGUUACACUCUUUUUUUUUUAAUGCUUUUACUGUUUGAUCAUCUAAAUUAAUAAAUGUCUGAAGCUGUACAGUUUAA
Betta splendens (Siamese fighting fish) is the source of this 2334-nucleotide messenger RNA. RefSeq names its product brambleberry (gene bmb). The record is from RefSeq and is a predicted model, not a curated record. The transcript has 13 exons. The coding region runs from base 354 to 2183 and encodes 609 amino acids. NCBI's taxonomy places the organism in Eukaryota, Metazoa, Chordata, Actinopteri, Anabantiformes, Osphronemidae.